Ceratitis capitata (Mediterranean fruit fly) is the source of this 656-nucleotide messenger RNA. Its product is annotated as low-density lipoprotein receptor. NCBI's taxonomy places the organism in Eukaryota, Metazoa, Arthropoda, Insecta, Diptera, Tephritidae. Bases 106 to 534 code for a protein of 142 amino acids. The transcript is spliced from 2 exons. Gene Ontology annotation, cellular component: plasma membrane. The record is from RefSeq and is a predicted model, not a curated record. Gene Ontology annotation, molecular function: protein binding.
UAGAGUAAGACGUUGUGCCGCUUUCUUUAGUAACCAUUUUUGAGGUUACAAAUGCUAAUAAGCAAAUAAUAAGAAAAAUAAAUUCAGUGCGUUUGUGGUAGAAAUAUGCGAGUUAUAUUAGUUUUUCCAAUAUGUUGUAUUCUCUUAAAUAUCUACGCCAAUGGGGACGAUUGCCAAGGAGCGAAAUGUGCCGAUGGUGAAUGCAUUGAUGACUUCUCCGUAUGCAAUGGCUUGGUGGAUUGCAGAGAUGGAACAGACGAAAGUGAUUGUGGUGAUGCAGAAUGCCAGGACUCUGAUUUUAAAUGUCACUAUGGUGCUUGCAUACCCUCUAUCUCUACUUGCAAUCAGAAAUUCGAUUGCCUUGAUGGCAGUGAUGAAUCGUUUCAUCACUGUCCACAUGAUAAGCUUUGUUCAAGAGAGCAAUUUCAGUGUGGAUAUGGUGGAUGCAUUGAAUUAAGUAAAAAAUGUGAUAGUAUAUUUGACUGUCCUGACCGAACAGACGAGUAUCCACCGUUGUGUGAACCAGAAACGUAACGAAACUUAAGUUUAUAGAAAAGAGUAGAGUCGCCUUACUUGAAGAGAAUUUCUCUUUAAGAAAAUUUGCAUCUUAUCAAGAAGAAUAUGGCCACGUGAUUUGUUAAUAACCAAAUAAAACU